UUGGAGUGAUCGUCAAUAAUUGUAUCAUUGCUAUCAUUUAAAUUAUUUAAAAUUUGUCAUGAAAUUGUUACUGGUCCUACUGUUACUAGCUGUGAUAAAUAUCGAGACGAAAGGAAGUGAACGUAAUAUACGCUAUUCAAAACCUAUAUUAAAAAGAGAAUUAUCAAUAACGGAGGUUGUUGGAGGGAAAACCACAAGUAUACUUUCUUGGCCUUGGAUGGUAUCGCUACACAAAAGAGGUAGGAGAAGCUUUAAUUAUCAAUGUGGUGGCUCCAUUAUUACAGACAAGUAUAUCUUAACAGCUGCACAUUGUUUCGAUUCGUGGUCUAAAAGAACUUCUGAUUAUAUCGUUAGAGUUGGAGGCCAUAAAAGAAGCGAAGGAAGGAAUUGUGGAAUUUCAAAGAUUGUAAUUCAUCCUCACUACAAAACUGGGCAAUAUUAUAAUGACAUUGCUAUAUUAAAGCUAAAUUCGCCCAUUCCCAACGUUACUCCCAUCUGUUUGCCUUUAAACAAUGAACGUUACGAUGGGAAAACUGUAACAGUUAUCGGUUGGGGGGAUACGUCAUACAAUGGACGUCCUGCUGAUGCACUUCAGGAAGCUACAAUAAAUGUCAUACCUAACCAUCAAUGUAAUGCUUCUUACACCCGAUUAAAGGACUCGUCAAUACCUAGAGGAAUCACGUCAGGAUUUUUAUGUGCAGGAAUCAGUUGGGGAGGAAAAGACGCCUGCGUGGGUGAUUCUGGUGGUCCUCUUAUGAUGGCUUCCCCUUCAGGUUGGAAAAUCAUCGGUAUAGUUUCUUUCGGUUACCAAUGUGCUAAACCAGGAUUUCCGGGUGUAUAUACAAGAGUAUCAAACUAUUUACAAUGGAUAUAUGAUAACAUUAAAUCAUAA
Centruroides sculpturatus (bark scorpion) is the source of this 892-nucleotide messenger RNA. RefSeq names its product clotting factor B-like. Bases 59 to 892 code for a protein of 277 amino acids. Gene Ontology annotation, molecular function: serine-type endopeptidase activity. The transcript is spliced from 6 exons. Gene Ontology annotation, biological process: proteolysis. The record is from RefSeq and is a predicted model, not a curated record. NCBI's taxonomy places the organism in Eukaryota, Metazoa, Arthropoda, Arachnida, Scorpiones, Buthidae.